This is a messenger RNA of Elgaria multicarinata webbii, 2441 nucleotides long. RefSeq names its product cAMP responsive element binding protein 3 like 3 (gene CREB3L3). The coding region runs from base 223 to 1617 and encodes 464 amino acids. The record is from RefSeq and is a predicted model, not a curated record. Gene Ontology annotation, molecular function: DNA-binding transcription factor activity, RNA polymerase II-specific; RNA polymerase II cis-regulatory region sequence-specific DNA binding. Gene Ontology annotation, cellular component: nucleus. Lineage: Eukaryota; Metazoa; Chordata; Lepidosauria; Squamata; Anguidae. Gene Ontology annotation, biological process: regulation of transcription by RNA polymerase II. The transcript is spliced from 11 exons.
UCCCCCAGUUUUCUCUCCAGCUGCUUCCUCCCACUUCGCCUUGUCGCGGAGAUCCAGAGUUCAAGGUGAAGGGUUCCCUGGGAGAACAGCAGAAGGAGCUUUCAGCUGGACAGAGGUAUCUAAGAGCGAAGCACCCACCUUCCCUGCAAAAGAUCUGUUGGAAUAAAAGAUUUCUCUUGGGGAAACUGUGUCAAAGGAGUCGAAGUUGCCGAAAACAGUGCCAUGGCCUCUUCCAACCUCAACGGUAUGGAGCUUCUAGAUCUCUUGUUUGACCGGCAGGAUGGUGUCCUUCGCAACGUGGAGCUCGGCCCCCCCGGGACAAAUUGGCUGGUACCGGAAGACAGUCACUUGCUGAACACUCAAGAGAACGAGGAUUUCAUCAACUCCAUCCUGGGGCCCUCAGACGCUGUCCUUGACUCCCCAAGCUGGUCUCCGGCUGCCAGUGAUAGUGGGAUUUCGGAAGACCCACACUCCGACCAGCUGGAUAGUCCUCCGCACUACGUCCCAACGGGAAGUCCGGACGCCUACUCUGACGGCAGCUCACACAGUGAUCUGGCUUACCCGCUCUACCAGGACCCGUGCCAAGCCAUGCCUGUGCUGAAAGCACCGGCUGCAGAGUCAAGAAAGACAGAAGUGUCGAUAGACUUCGAUCUGUGGGAAGCAGAAUUCUACCCUGAGGAGAGGCAGGAGUUGUCCGCUGCCCAUCUGAGUUCGCCCUCCUGCACUCUAACCAUAAAGGACCUUCUGCUGUCCAACAACUGCGAUGUGCACCAGCAGGCAGUGAACCCAUCCCUGCUGAGACAAAGUCCCGGGACGUGCCAGGAGUUGGUCCUGACAGAGGAUGAGAAGAAGCUGUUGGCCAAGGAAGGGGUGACGCUGCCCACCCAGCUGCCCCUGACGAAGUACGAAGAGAGAGUCCUCAAGAAGAUCCGGAGGAAGAUCCGCAACAAGCAAUCAGCGCAGGAAAGCCGGAAGAAGAAGAAGGAAUAUAUCGACGGAUUGGAGAGCCGGAUGUCUGCCUGCACGGCUCAGAACCAGGAGCUGCAAAGGAAAGUCGUUCACUUGGAGAAGCAGAAUGUGUCUCUCCUGCAACAGCUGAAGAAGCUUCAGGCUUUGGUGAUGCAUUCCAGUAGCAAGGCAGCUCAAACGGGCACUUGUGUUGCGGUCUUGCUGCUCUCCUUCGCCCUGAUAGUCUUCCCGUCCAUCAGCCCUUUCGCCCGCAACAAAUCCCAGACGGAAGGCGACUUCGUACCUGUGAGAGUUUUUUCCAGGUCCCUCCACAACGACGCUUCUUCCAGGGUGGCCUUUUCCAUGGCCUGGGAUGCAGAGCAGAGCGCCGAAGAUGUGGAGAAACCCCUCUGGGCCGAAUACGCCCAGGAAGCACACAGCGGGCAGGACGAGAUGCCUGGCAAAAUGACCGACAGCCACAUCUUCUCAAGGCUCCAGAAGGCGGGGGAGACUCUCACAAGCAAUGGCACGGAGGUGUUCCCGGAGGGCACGGGCCCACGCUUGGAGGGGCACCGUGACCACGUGGGCGGGCACAGCUUGGCGUCGGUGGCGUGGACAGAUCCCAAACCGCCCAGCGAAGUACUGCUGGAGCAGGCUGAGGAGCUGUGACUGCCCACUCCGCCACGUACUGCAUUUCGAGGACUUAACAAGGGUGUCAAUCGGGAAGCGUGGAUGUGCAGGCAAAACUGCCCCUCUCUCGUGGAGCAGGGAGGGAAAAGCGUAGUUUAGCCUGGGUGAGAGAGCGAGACAGAGGGCAUCAAAAGCGCCUCCUUCUCAGUGGCCCACCUCUGAAAGGCACGGGGCUAGGCCCAUGCCAUCUUCCAUUUUUUUAAGUCACGGGGAAUUCUCCCACUGGGUGCUCCCAUACACUAGCGACGGGAGUCCCAGGAUCUGUUGCAAGGGAGGGUGUCCAGCAAAGUCAGAACCAAAGUGCAUGAUCACUGAGUGCUAGUCACACGGAAGGUGGGGGGCAGACUACCCCCUGACCACUGGAAAUCCGAUUUAUAGAGCCUUCCGUUUUUUGAGAGUUCAUCUUUUCAAGCUUAUUUUUGCAGUCAUGAGGACUAGAAUCACUUUUUUUUAAAGAAAGAUAAAUCCUGUGAAUAUCUUCUGCCACUUUCUUUUUGUAGAAUACACACAGCCCGGCCUGUGCUCCUUAAUAUUGCAGAAUAAGAGUCAAAAAGGAGUGAAGGAUUCAUACAAUUCAAUUCUUAAAGCCAGCUGUACAAUUUAUUUUAUUUUUAAAAACUUACUUUAUAUUCUGAUCUUGUAUGGGGGAGACCUCCAACGGUUUCCUAUCCACAGGACCACCAAUCCCAUACGCGCUUUGCUUGUGGUGCUCCUGGACUCUUUUUUAAAAAUAAAACACAUCCUGUUUGCAUUGCCAAUCCCAGAAAGACAUGGCAGUUCCCAGCUGCAAAGGCCGCAAGCAG